UAGUUUCCUCGUGACCGAAAGGUCACAUGUGUAUGGUUUGUUAUGUCGGCGCGAGACAAAGCGUACUAUAAAAUGAUAACAAAUGUAGGCCUAGUUAUAAUUUUGUCAAUGAUAACAGUGCAGUGUGCCGCAAAAUGUGGUUAUCAGUCUUGCACAGGUACUAAACAAGGUGUUGUCAAUGUACACUUGGUUCCUCAUACACAUGAUGAUGUUGGAUGGUUGAAAACAGUUGACGAAUAUUAUUAUGGAGCUAACAACAGUAUACAACAUGCCGGCGUCCAGUACAUAUUGGAUUCUGUGGUGUCUGAGUUGCAGCGGGAUCCUGAUAAGCGAUUCAUCUACGUAGAGGUUGCGUUUUUUGAGCGCUGGUGGAAUGAGCAGACAGUUUCAACUAAGAAUGUAGUCAAAAAUCUUGUUAAUGAAGGACGUUUAAUGUUCAUAAACGGUGGAUGGUGUAUGAACGAUGAAGCCACACCGCAUUACAACGCUAUCAUUGACCAGAUGACUCUUGGUCUGCGGUUUCUCAACGACAACUUUGGCACUUGCGGACGCCCGUUAAUUGCCUGGCACAUUGAUCCAUUCGGACACUCACGGGAGCAGUCCUCAUUAUUUGCGCAAAUGAGCUUCGAUGGGUUUUUUUUCGCCCGAAUCGACUAUGCAGACCAGUCUGAACGAGAAAAGACGAAAACCAUGGAGGGAGUGUGGAAGAGCAGUGUGAAUUUGGGUUCAGCAGCCGACAUGUUCUUUGGCACCCUCUACGGCCCCCUGUACGGGCCACCUCAUGGGUUUUGCUUUGAUCAGGGAUGUCAUGAUCAACCAAUACAAGAUGAUAAAAAUCUCUUUGACUACAAUGUUGACCAGAGAGUAAAGGAUUUUGUAGCAGCUGUACAGGAUCAGAUUUGCAAACAAUUGGAGAUUCUUGGAAAAUCAAAGGCCUCAUCAGACAUUCUCAAACGAGCUAUGGCUGUGGCCCAGCAUCACGAUGCAGUCAGUGGCACUGAGAAGCAACAUGUGGCUAAUGAUUAUGCUAAACGCCUUGCUAUUGGUCGAGCCAGUUGCCAGGAGUUAAUUGGAACCACAAUUACAUCGGUGGUGACGGACAAAGCUACAGUAAACCAAGCACAAUAUUGCGAGUACAUGAACAUCAGUAUCUGUGGCAUUACAGAAUCAGAAAAACAGUUUAUUGUAACAAUUUACAAUCCAAUUGCACGUCCUGUCAACAGCUAUGCCAGCAUUGCAGUUGAUGGUAGUGCCUAUGCGGUAACAGACAAUAAUAUGACCAGCAUUAAAAGUCAGCUAUUUGAUGUGACGGCAGAGACUAAGCGAGUUCGUGGAAGCCGCAAGGGUUCUAGCAAAGUGCUUGUUUUCCCGUACACGGUGCCUGCGCUGGGAUUGUCAACUUACCAUGUGUCAGCUCAAAAUCAUUUGACAGCAAUGCAAACUAAAGGUGUUAGCAAGUACACGAUGGCCCAGAUGCCCAACAGUGGUGAUAUAAUCAUUAGCAACAAGAUUUUGAGUGUAACAUUUGACGGUGUUAGUGGCAUUUUGAAGUCCAUGGCAAAUGUAGCGCAGAACAUGUCAUUAAAAGUAAAUCAGUCGUUCUACUGGUAUAACGCAAGCACCGGGAAUGACGUCAGCGGCCAGGUAUCGGGGGCCUACAUUUUCCGUCCAAAUAAGACAACACCCAUCCCACUUUUCAAUGGAAAAUCUGUGUCCUUGACUGUCAUAAAGGGUGAAAUUGUUCAAGAGGUUCACCAGCAGUUCCAACCAUGGCUAAGUCAAGUGGUCAGGCUUCGGGAAGGCCAGGAUUACGCCGAGUUUGAGUGGACUGUGGGACCAAUCCCGAUCAAUGAUGGCUUUGGUAAGGAAAUUAUAAGUCGUUUUGAUUCUGAAAUAGAAUCUUCCAAUGUCUUCUACACAGAUGCCAAUGGACGACAAAUGAUCAAAAGAAAGUUAAACCAUCGAGACACAUGGACAUACAACAAUACGGAACCUGUGGCCGGAAAUUACUAUCCAGUUAAUAGCAGGAUAUAUAUCAAGGAUACCAGGUCACAACUUACGGUGCUAACUGAUCGAAGCCAAGGGGGUAGUUCUCUGACGAAUGGAUCUUUGGAACUCAUGGUCCAUCGAAGGUUACUGUAUGAUGACUAUCGAGGGGUCGGUGAACCUCUAAAUGAAACUGGACAAUUCGGUGAUGGUUUGAUGGUGCGCGGUAAGCAUUGCGUACAGCUUUCUAAGCCUUCUGUGGCAGGGAAAAUGCACAGAAGCCUUGGGGAAAGACUCUACAUGGCUCCUAUAGUGAUGUUCAUACCUGCUGGAGCUGAUGGGCUUAAAGAACCAAGGUUAAAAGAUUCAAUGUUAGAGCACCCUCUCCCAGAAAAUGUUCAUUUACUUACCUUGGAGAAAUGGAGUGAUGACACGGUGCUGCUGCGAUUAGAACAUCAAUACGAGAAAACAGAUGAUGCAGAUUUAUCAAAGAAUGUUACUGUUUCACUAAAGGGUUUGUUUGUGACAUUCGACAUUCAAAGUGUACAGGAGGUGACUUUAAGUGCUAACCAGGUAUUAUCGGAGGCUAAGAGAUUGCAGUGGAAUACAGCCAACGGAUUUGUGCCAACAGAUUCUAAACCCCCACCAGUUUCACCGGUUACAUUAGAUGUCACAUUGACCCCUAUGCAAAUUCGGACAUUCCUGGCCAAGGUCAAAAUGCAUUGACGUGUGUAUACCUGAGUAAAAACUAACUAUUAAAUGCGUUCCUAAAGUUUGAUGAACGAUUUUUUCAAGUAGAUAAACUCUUAAUUUCAACGCUUAAGUUUGUCAGUCAAAUAUUUUUAUAUAAAUAUAUAAAUAAAUAAUAUAAACAUUUAUGUAGCUCUCAAUCAUUAAGGUGCAUUAAAAUGUUGUAUUGUGUUGAGAUCAAGAGUUUAUUACUUGUAGUCAUUACAUUAUCAAUACAAAUUUUUGUUGUUGUUGAAUACCAAUUUUUUAAAAGUAAAACUAGUACUUUCUUUGUUAAAUGAUGAACCUCAAUUUUCAUGAGAAAAUAUUUUGCCAAAAUUUAUAUUAAACUUCUAAAGCAGGCUAUGAAAUAGCUUUGAAGUGCAGCCUCCCAUUUGAGACCCUUCUAAUUUUAAGACCCCUCUAGUUCAAGACCACUUUUUGAGAGAACCAAAUAACAGUAUUUAAGGUAGAGGUAGGAAAUAACCCGUGACUUGCAGUCUUAACUUUCUUCUCCCCAAGGGGACACAUCAUGUCCAAUCAGCUGCCAAGUGGCGCACUUUGGUCUGUCCACGACGGGCUGAAUGAACCAGUGCACCGUGGUAACCCUCAACUCUUCUCGAAGGAUGUACAGGGUUCUUUAAAGUGCACACAAGCCAAUUGCGUACACUGGGCCUACGGUUUAGAGUCCUUAUCCAAGUAGACUUCUUCUGCCACCAAAAUCAUAGGCAAGUGUGCCGUUCAAACCAGCGUCAAUAUUAUGGCUACAGGUUGCAGCGGUAAUUCGUCUCAAUCUAUUAACAUUAAGCAAACCCUCUAUGAAGAGACAGCACCCUAAUACCACGCAAAACUUUUAGGUCCCAAAUGUGAUCUUGAAUUGAAGGUUGAAUUGCAUAUAUACUAUGAACUCUGAAUGGGCUUUCAUUUGUAUUGUAGAAGCUGUUUUUUAGGUAAACUUAUUUAAAAAAUCACUGGUAGAACUGUAAUGAAAUAAAUUUAAUAAGUCAGUCAUUAGAGAGCUAUGGUUUAUUUUAUUUUAGUGAAGAAAUUAUUGACUUUUCAAAAUUCAAUUUAUUCAACAAAAAUAAACAUAGAUUUUUAAGUAUGUUUUGUGGUGAAUACAAACAAAUUGAUAAGAAAAAUUUGAACAAUAAAGGAAGUUGGUUUAAUCUGAUGGCCAACAUGAAUUUUACAAAAUCCAAAAUUCCAUAACAAGCUAAAUAAAUUGAAAUGGAAAAAUAUUUCAAUGCAUUAAAGUGUUUUUCUAUUUCAUGUAACAUGACUACGUAUAUUAAUCACUUAAAAUAUCAAAGAUAACACUCAUUCAUCAUGUUGCACAUAGACACAAGCAAUAAGAUGUAAACUGUGCAUAGUUGUACCAUCAUUACGUGGCUUCAAAAUUUGCCAACAGGGGUCAGAGUCAUAAGGGGCUGCUUAGGACUUCCAGACAGGGCUCCAGAUUAAAACACUUGAUUGGGUUACACGUUGACUGCCAAUCAUUUUUUCCGAGUUCCGUCUCUUAUGCCUUAACCUAUUUAGACCAGUGUAUGUGUCCCAUGAUAAGAUACAUUCUGAUGACAAAUUUUCUACUGGGCAUAAACAAAAAUGAUUAUGAUGUAAUAAUGUGGUUGAAAAAUUAAUUAUUAUCCUUCUCAGUCAUUUAUAACACUGAAAAAAUAUUGCAUUGAUGAAAGUGAAAAAGUUACUGUAGACCUAUUGUGAAUUAAACAUUAAACUACUGUGCAUGGAAAAAACAUGUAUAAUUGUAUUAUUGUCCAUUUUGGGGAUACUGUAUAUUUAUGUGUUUUCAGUAGAACACUAUUAAGGGGACACCUUCAGGAUUUAAAAAAAUUGUCCCCUUAUGGUGUUCCCUGAAUAGGGGUUGGCCGUAGUGUUAAUAGAUACACUUCCUCUCAUUUACUGCCCAAAAAUGUGUCCUCUUGAUAGGGUUAUCAACUUAAUAUGGUUUUGUCAAAGAAGGGGUUCUACUGUAUUUUUAUUCUCUUUCAGUAUGGUAGCCCUCUCAGUGAUAAACAUCGUUCUUCCGAAGGCCCCAACAACAUGUUAAAUUGAUUUGUACUUUUUUACCAUUUCAUUUGUACUCAUUCUUGAACCCACUUGACAAAUUGCAAGAUUUUGAACCUCUGUAACGCAGCUUCUUUAUAUAUAUUUAUGUGUACGAAAUUCUAGAGAUUGAAAUAUUUUGGACUUAAUCUAAAAUCAGUGUCAAAAGUAAUGCUUUGGAAUUGCCUUUUUUGAAUUCAACAAUCACUGAUGAUUGAUUGAUUGAUUAAUUUAUUGGUUACUUGAUUAGUUGGUGUAUUGAUUGAUAGGUAUAAGUACUUGAUUGAUUUUUUGAUAAGUUUAAAUGGAUGGAUGCUUCAUUAAACCAAAUUUACCAACAAAAGUUUUCGAAACACUGAAACGCAGCUGCUUAGUGUAUUUAUAUGUACGAAUUUUAGAGAAUAAAAUAUUUCGGAUUCAAUCUAAAA
Molecule: messenger RNA, 5207 nt
Organism: Anneissia japonica
Lineage: Eukaryota; Metazoa; Echinodermata; Crinoidea; Comatulida; Comatulidae
Product: lysosomal alpha-mannosidase-like
Biological process (GO): mannose metabolic process
Cellular component (GO): lysosome
Molecular function (GO): carbohydrate binding; alpha-mannosidase activity
Source: RefSeq, a predicted model, not a curated record